Molecule: messenger RNA, 4006 nt
Organism: Pongo pygmaeus (Bornean orangutan)
Lineage: Eukaryota; Metazoa; Chordata; Mammalia; Primates; Hominidae
Gene: COXFA4L2
Product: cytochrome c oxidase hypoxia associated subunit FA4L2
Exons: 4
Coding region: 3106-3369 (87 amino acids)
Cellular component (GO): respiratory chain complex IV
Source: RefSeq, a predicted model, not a curated record
GGUGCCUCGGGACCCGGCGCCCUUAAUAAUGGCAGAGGGGGUCAGGGGCCCCGGGGCUCCCGAGCAGAUGCUGGGCCCUGUGUCUUCCCUCCCGGGCGCCCCUCCAGGUCCCACAGCCUCAGCGGGAAGAUCAACGCUGCGCGGAGGUGACGGGCAUAUGGAGGUGACCAGGAGGAGGAACCCGGGCACUGAGGAGGAGGACCCCGGGCAGUGCCCCGAGGCGUCCCCGGUCUGCCUUGUUGGGCUGCUGCAGUCCCCAGAGGCAGCAACCCAGAGAAUAGGAAUAGAGCUGGGGAAUGGGGUUGGGGAGAGACAGAGAUAAAGACAGAGACAAAGAGAGGCAUUAGUAAAGAGAGACACAGUGAGAUGGAGAGAUGUGGAGGGAGGGAGCGAGACACAGAGAAACCGAUGCAGAGGGACAAAGCCAGGUAGGUAGGGAAGGCAGCAAGAGGGAGAGCAGACAGACACAGCCAGAAUAGGGAAGAGAGAGAUGGACAUACCCAGGGACAGGAAGCAGACAGAAGGCAGAAAGAACAAGAGGCAGAAAAAAGGGCAGCCAGAGGCUAGGACAGGCUGGGUCAAAGGGCUUAGGGCAAUCUCGAAUCUGCAGCCCAUAAGCAGAGAUGAAGCCCCCGCCUCCCCGGCCCCCAGGCAUCUGAGGCUGCCCAACCCCAGAAGAGGAACCCGCCUGAACCCUGGGUGCCGAUUGUGGCUGGCGAGAGAGGAGCUUCCGCGUCCCCUCUCCGCCCUCCGGUCCCAUCUCACACCAGAAGAGUGGAGGCUGCGGGACCCACUCUCUUGGCGGCGGGAGUGGCGGAGCGACGGGCUGGGCGUGGACGGACACUCCAGGCACCAACUUAGCCGCCCGAACGCCGGGAGUGCAGGGUCGGCACUGCCCGACAGGGGGUGCCCGAGGCCUCUUCCCCGAGCUUGGGGACCGCUCGGCCUCCAGGGGGCGCCCGAGCCCACGCCCCUGCAACACUCUCGAUAGGCUGAGUCCCGCUGCCUUUGACCCGCUGUGCAGCCAGCGCGCGGGUUGGGAUCCUGGUGCGGGGUAGCGCUUGGAGUCCAGUCCCAGCGGGAUCCCAGGCCGCGCCUAAUCUGCGGCUAAUGACUCCUGCGGUCCCUCACCCCGCUGGGCCAGCGUGGCCUGAGUCCUCGUGGUGGGAAAGUGUGGGGAGCGAGGAGAGAUGGGAUCCGGAAGCCAAGGAGUCCUGUGUUCCAGAUCGGCCCCAUGAGCCACGAGCCAGAGACUGGAACCAAAGAUGGAAGGGGGCUUAGAAAUAAAUUCACAGAGACAGGGACCAGAAGCAGGAGAAGGGUCAAAGAGUGGCGGAGAGGCGGAGCGGAGGCAAUAAUGUAACGUUACAUCUCGGUGAGCGGGGCGGAGGCCCAAGGCCGGAGGGACAGCGGCGGCUCUGGAAAAGGAGCGCGACAGAGAAUUUGGGACCUGGCCGGGGUCACCGGAACUCAGAACAAAGGGCACAAGGAAGCAGGCGAGGGCCCGUGAGCAAAGGCGCAAGGACCAGGCGCCCCUUCCGGCGUCCUGGCUCCCCAGCUGUGCCACAGAGAACCAGAUGUGCAGCCCAGCUGUGCGGCCGCUCGAGUUUGAACUCUGGGAUUGCUUUUUGGUCCCAGAGACUGGAGGGUUGUGGUGCGCGGGUGACAGGACACGCCCUCCCUUCCUGGGCCCUGGAGGCGCGGGCUCUCUGGGAGGGCUGGGCUGCUGGAGGCUCUGACAGCCCGUCAGCCCCGCUCCCCCGCCCCCCACACACAUCGCAGCGAGUCUCUGUCUCUUUGUUCUCGCCGUGUCUCUGACACUUUAUCUCAUUAUCCGCCGGAGGGAGGCGGAGAGCCCGGGACCCCGCAGCCUAAUUACAGCCGCGCUUGUCAGAGUAGGGGGCGGCGGAAGUAUCAGCGCGAAGGAAAGGGAGGGGGACCCUAGAAAGUGCCCUCUCCCUCCCUGUCCCCAGACGAUCCCAGCGACGGGUGCAUAGCUCGCUCCCGCCCGCGCCCUCCACAAGGCGGGCUCUGGCGGGGGAGGUGGGGGGUGCUCUGCAGGAUCGGCCGCGAGGAGGGUGGGGAUGGUGGAGGUUAUCUUGGGAGUGGGGAGAGAUAUUAGGACUCGGUUCCUAAGACCCAAAUUCCCCAGAGACGGGGGCUGUGAGCCUCCCCACCCCAGCAGCAUAGCACACACCUGAGAUGGUUGAGGACAGGAGGGAAUCCCUUGCAGUUCUGUGUCUGUGUCUUGUUCUCUCUCAGCAUCUGUCCGAUCUUUCCUGAUUCCCCCCUCCAUUCCCUUCCUCUCCAUCCCAUAGCCAGAGGAAGGGGAUAGCCUUGGGCGGCCCCACCUUUACCCUACCCCAGGUAGGCAGAGCAAGCGAGUCUCUCAAGCCUCACUGCCAUGACUGUGGUAGAAUAAAUAAACUGGCAUAUUCUAUCCUGAUCCUGAGCCAUGAUGAACAUACACCUGGUUUUUCCAGCCUCCAACCGCGAGUCCAGGCCAACCACAACCUGAAGAAACCACUCAGAACAAGAGGGGCUGGGGGAGCUUUAUGGUGUGGGCCUGUCUUCCUCCUUCCCCCACUACACUGUGGAGGGGACAGAACCAGGGUUCUCAGGACCCGCUCCUGGACAGCUCUAAGGGUGUCAGGGAAGUACUGCACAUGCCCUCACUGGCCCUAGCCCCUCCUGGUCCCAGCCCCUCCUGGUCCCACCUGUGAACACUCCACACAUGCAUUUUGCUAAGUGCCUGUCCCAUGGCCAUGCCUUCUCCCACAUCUUAUGGGGUCCUAUGCCACUGAGGUCCUUCCCUCAGAUGCCAAAAGCCCCAAGAAUGAUGGUGUCCCUUGGUCCAGGUGCAGGCAUCUGGAGGAGAGAGUCGGAGAGCAGAAACCACUUGGCUCCCAGACAAUUCCCCUACAGGCUUUGGGCCUGGAAUUGAGGAGAAAGUGAGCUAAGUCGGGGUGGGGUGAGUCCAAAGAAGCACAAGCUGGGCCAAGCUAAGCCGCUGUGGGCUGGGCUGAUCCCUCCCCACUCAGGGGCGGGACCCCAGGAGGAGGGAGAGGACAGAGCCACUGCAGAGGACCAGACUGGAAAAACGAUAUGGCAGGAGCCAGUCUUGGGGCCCGCUUCUACCGGCAGAUCAAAAGACAUCCCGGGAUCAUCCCGAUGAUCGGCUUAAUCUGCCUGGGCAUGGGCAGCGCUGCGCUCUACUUGCUGCGACUGGCCCUUCGCAGCCCCGACGUCUGCUGGGACAGAAAGAACAACCCAGAGCCCUGGAACCGCCUGAGCCCCAAUGACCAAUACAAGUUCCUUGCAGUUUCCACUGACUAUAAGAAGCUAAAGAAGGACCGGCCAGACUUCUAAGCCAGGCUGGGCUGCCAGUGCCAUGCAAACCACGGACAGCCAGCCCAUCCACUUCUUCCACUCCUCCCCGCAGUCCCCAAGGCAUCAGUCUGGGCACCCUGUCCCGCUCCUGCUUACACAGGCCGGGUUCCCACGCAGAGGGGAGGCUGCUCCACCCCUACUCUCCUCCCUUGCUCCCAGCAGCGGAAGCGCCUCUGACCCUUGGCUUGAGUCCCAUGUGGGGGAGGAGAAGGCAGGCAGCACCAGCAGGGGUCCACCAAAAAAGCCCAGACCAGCCCCUCUGCCCUCCUACCCGGGCCUUGAAGGGUGUGGCACAGGCUACAUGUUGAACGUGGCCUACGUGAGCCAACAAGAAGCAGGGGCCUCUGAGUGCCAAGCGACGUGGCGGGCUCCACGUUAGCCCAGGCUCUGGGAGCCAGCCCAGGGGCGGCGCUGCUCAGCUUGGGCUGGUCCAGGGCCUGCCCAGGCUGGGGCACCUUUGCCUCCCGAGGCGCAGUGCACUCCUCCCCUGCCCAAGCCUACUGCCUCCCCCUGCCGCCAGUACCCCCUCCAGCCCCAGACCUGGGCCUCCCCUCUGUCCCCAGGGAUCAAACAGAAGCAGCCGUGGGCAAAAUACAAUUUCAUUUAGCAAAUUGAA